AUGGCGUUCGGACAGGGAAGAAACUCUGCUAUAUUUGUGUUUGCAGUGGUUGUGGGCUGCUUUGCAAUAUUAUAUCCAAAAAUAUUUUAUCCUAUAAUCAAGAGCACAUUCUUCUCUAGUUCGAGAGACAAAUACGAGGAUGAGUUUAUUCCACCGUCGCACAUGGGCAGAGGAAAACCCAUACGGCGGGUUUCAUCAGAUGUACAGCGACCACCUAUGCAUGCAGAUGGAGGCCUGGGCUCUAGGGGUCCACCAUUGAAUCCUGCGAUGCGAGGUGCACAAGAGGCGAGGAAGCUACCUGAGAGCAGCAAGAGCAGCAUGCACACCUACAUGCCAGUCUGUGCAAUAGGGGUCAUCAUAUUCCUCUUAUAUACAUUCUUUAAGGCAUUCAUGAAGAGAGAGCCUGAUCCGCAGGAGGAGGAGAUCAUGCGCAACUACUACAAGAAGCUGCAUUAUAAUGAGCGGGAGAAAAAGUUUGAGUAUGAUGACUUGGAUGAAUAUGGACUUGAUCCAGACUAUGUCGACUUUAUCAAAAAACGUAGAGCGGCUGGACAAAGAGGAGGUCAACGGGAAGAUAAGUACAUAGGCACACAUGAGAUGGAUGAACUGCAGAAGAGACUUGAAGAGACUGAGGGAGCAAUGGACAAGAUAAUGACACAGAUGAACAUCCUCAGUGACAAGCUGGCAAACACUGGGGUUCUGCAAGAUCUUGAACGGAUCAACCGGACAGUGAGGGCUAAAACCAAGGGAGGCAUUCUGACAAAGGAGCAGAUGCAGGCCAGACUAGACCGUGUCAUGCUACAGAUGCAACUCAUCGCUGAUGUUGCGGAGUCUGAACAACAGCAGAAGCAAGAUGCAACCGAGGAGGAAAAGUCUAGUACUGGCACCAGUUCCACACCAGAUCUAGAUGGUUUUAAUAUUGUUUCAAGUGAAACCCAGUCAAGUCCAGAUAUGGAAGGAUAUGAAGUUAUUGACAAGGAUCACAACAGAAAAAGUGAAGAAAGGCAUGUUAAUGAAAAAGCGGAAUCUAGCCGUACUUCCUAUAACAUUAAAGUUGAAGAUGUUGGCACCACAUCUGAUACUGGCUACAAGGCGUCUGAUACUCGUGACAUCACAGCUAAGACAUGUGACCCCACAGCUGAUGUUGAUGAUACCACAGUGGACAGUAGAACAGAUGGUACUAGCAACACCACAGCUAUGUCAGAAGGUACAAUUGCUGAUGGAGGUGACACGUCCAUAGGUGACACAGGUGACAUUACCAUGGAUCAGGCAGCAGAUGAAGAAACAGAAGAAACCGGCAAUAGAGAAUGCCAGAGUUCACAAGAAUACAAUCAUGCCCAAGCUGUCAGGGAUCAUAGUGGUAACUCAUCUGCUUUCAAUGAAGACAGCACUAAUCAAGAUGAGUUGGAUGAGCUGUGUAUGGAAGCAAGCCAGGUAGUCACCGAGAAAAUUGAGGAAUAAUGUUGAAUACUGCAGAGUUAGAUACUCAUAUGAACAUCUGAGCAGUGUGAUGAUGGGAUUUGUGUUGUGUCAGAAUAUGUUAUCUCCAGUUGACACUUGUAGUACAUUGACAUGGGCAAAUAUCUCAAAACACAGGACCACAAUGCCUUUUUUAUAUAGAGAUUUGCUGUUUUAUAGUUAAGUAGUUUCAAGUAUAACACAUCUCUUCUAGUCACCUUUCUGUGGUGAAUUGCUAUGGUAUUCUUUAUGAACGUUAAGCAGCAGGGCAUUAGUAAAAUCAACAGUACAUUAGUACUGAUGCCAUUUAUCUAGUAUUUAUUCAAUUUGAUCCUACAUUGUCCCUGAGAAUAUGCAAUGAAAAUUAACACAGAUUUUAGUUGCAUGCAAUUAAUGCAUAUACACUGUAUGAUUGAUGUAUCUAACACCAAUCUUAUAAGUUAUGACCCAUGACUACUGAUACCUGCCCUUUGGUAUUUUCAGGAGCACAUCAUACCAUGUGGUGUGAUGUGCUUCUAGUAUUAUUCAGAUAUGAGACAUAUUACUAGAUGGUUUAUGAAAAAACAAAAAUUUCAUAAGCAGCAUGAUGUUUACCUAGUAUGAUUGCGAAAAUCUGUACCUGCAUGUGUCAAUGGCAUAAGGUAUGAUAAGUAAAGUGUUGCAGUGCGCUUGUGUGCUUCUUCCACAUAUGUGAUCUAAUCCCUAUCUGAUUUAAAUUGGGGUGAGGAUCACAUAUGAUUAAAAUCAGAAAGUCGCGUGUAUCCCUGUUUUAACCCUAUGUGAUUUUAAUUUACACAAAACCUUAUUAACAGUCACACAAGUGAAAGGGGUCAUCAGAUUCAUGGAUGUACAUAGGACCUGGAAGCAGUUUAUAUGUAUAUAUAUAUAUAUAUAUCAGAAGUAGAUAAUAGGGAAUUAUCCUAUUAUCUACGUCUGAUAUAUAUAUGUAACUGAAUUCUAUAGUAUAUAUAGUUAUAUGUGAUAUGCAUUAUCUAUAUCCUCACAGAAAGAAAAUAAAGUGUGAAUGUGAGUUUGUAUGUUGAUAAUGACAAGUCUAUAGAUUUGAAACUGGCAAUACAUAGUGUCUUCUAAGAUGAUUUCUAGUUCAGGAAAUUGUUUCUAAAGGCGUCUUCAGUGUGGUAGUUACCGCGUACGGACAUGUGCAAUCAAUUGGCAUAAUAUCGGUAUUUAUACAGAAUGUAUUUAUGAAUGUAUGCGCGUGUGUGCGUACAUGGGUGCGUGUGUGUGGUUUCUAAACGAAGUAGGCAUGGAUAUGAUGUAGUACAUGGCACCUAUUUCAAGAAUGUAUUAUAAUCUCGAGUCAUUUUACGUGCAAUGCAAUGAGCAGUGUUAAUGUUAUGUGUGAACUAGGACCAAAGGCACUGUUGAAGACUUAUUUCACGUUUGUUUGAUAAUGAGAACGACAUUGUUCUCUUAAGUUGUUAAUAUAGUAUAAGAUGCGGUAAUUUAUUGUAAAUGUCAGCUAAUUUAUGGAAUGUAACCUAAUCAUUACACACUUGACGAUACUUCCGUGUGUAGCUGAAGCAUCACUACUUAUUGUUACUCGUAUCCUUCUUCGUAUACGCUUAAAGGUAUAAUAUGUAGUGUUUAGACGCCAGCUAUGUAGGCCUUAUGUUCAUGUUAUGAGAUUUCUAACCCGUUUUCGGUUUAAAGGUUUGCUGACCUAAUAUGCCGACCUAAUAUGCUGCGGCACCAAUUUGGACGUCAAGGUUUCAACGUUAGUUUAGCUAGAUUUCGAUUGUUUGUUCCUAAUGUGUUAAAUUAUAGUGUGGCUGAAAGAUAUAGAGGUAGACAGACUGUUACUAGUUCAAUAAAAUACGAGUAUAUAUGUA
Molecule: messenger RNA, 3311 nt
Organism: Priapulus caudatus
Lineage: Eukaryota; Metazoa; Priapulida; Priapulimorpha; Priapulimorphida; Priapulidae
Product: resistance to inhibitors of cholinesterase protein 3-like
Exons: 8
Coding region: 1-1461 (486 amino acids)
Biological process (GO): protein localization to cell surface; synaptic transmission, cholinergic
Cellular component (GO): neuronal cell body; intracellular membrane-bounded organelle; neuron projection
Source: RefSeq, a predicted model, not a curated record